Messenger RNA from Rosa rugosa (rugosa rose), 2923 nucleotides. Its product is annotated as triacylglycerol lipase OBL1-like. The record is from RefSeq and is a predicted model, not a curated record. The transcript has 15 exons. Gene Ontology annotation, molecular function: triacylglycerol lipase activity. Gene Ontology annotation, biological process: lipid metabolic process. Bases 242 to 1690 code for a protein of 482 amino acids. NCBI's taxonomy places the organism in Eukaryota, Viridiplantae, Streptophyta, Magnoliopsida, Rosales, Rosaceae.
GUUAUUUGACGGAUUUGAGGCUCAGCAACAAGACAAUAUUAUCCUUCCCAUAAACUAAAAUAAAAUUGAAAAAGUUCAUAAUUACCCAUUGCUCAUCACAGUUUUGUUCUAAUGCAAACAUUUCUCAUCGGUUGACAGUACUAAUGAGCCAACCACUACCAACCUAAUAAAAGCUUUAAGGUUCCUUAAACAGUAACAUAGAUUAUAUAUCCACCAUUUUAGAUCCAAAUCCACAUAAGCCAUGGCCUGCGACAAGGGAUUUUCCAGCAGUUUUAUGCUGUUGAAGCCAGAAGAAGUUGGAUUGUUUGGUCUGUAUCACAUUUUGUUCUCCAGCAAGUUAGAGGAAAAGAAAUUUGUAGAUUGCCCGGAGGGGACUGUCACUGAUGAGAUCAGCUUCAGGCGCCGAUGGCUCAUAUUUGUUUCCAUCUUGGCUCAAAAGUUUCUGCAACUUGUGUCAAAGCCACUCUCAGUUGUCGGAUCUGGGAUCGAAAUGUGUUUGAACCUUGUAUCCGUCAACCGCAAUGUUUUUGUGCUCGUGAUCAAUUUCUUCCGAGGGGUGGUGGUAAAGCCAGAUAAGACAUCAGCAACAUUCCUGUCAUUUAUAGGAAAUUUUGACAAGAGGGUGGAGUUGGAUAGCACCAUUAAAUGUGAUGAUGCCAAGUACCAUGCAGCUCUCUCUAUGAUGGCUUCUAAAGCAUCCUAUGAGAAUAAUGCCUACAUUGAAACUACUGUUAGGGAUCAUUGGAAGAUGGAGUUCUUGGGAUCUUUCGACUUCUGGAAUGAUUAUCAACAAAAAGCCACAACACAAGCCUUUAUGCUUCGGGAUAAGUCUUCUGACCAUGACACCGUUGUUGUGGCCUUUAGGGGAACCGAACCGUUUGAUGCAGAUGCAUGGUGCUCCGACUUUGACAUCUCUUGGUAUGAGCUUUCAGGGGUCGGAAAAAUUCAUGGCGGCUUUAUGAAAGCUCUAGGUUUACAAAAGAAUGUUGGUUGGCCUAAGGAAACCAAACAAGAAGAUGGUCAUCCUGACUUGGCUUACUAUGCAAUUAGGGACAUGCUAAACAAGCUUUUGAGCCAAAAUGAUCAAGCUAGAUACAUAUUGACAGGGCAUAGUUUGGGAGGGGCUUUAGCAAUUUUGUUUCCAUCAGUUUUGGCUCUCCACAAUGAGACAUGGUUAUUGGAGAGAUUGCAAGGGGUAUAUACAUUUGGGCAACCGAGGGUAGGAGAUGAAAAGUUUGGUGAGUUCAUGGAGAAACAGUUGCAAGAGCAUAACUUUCAGUAUUUUAGAUUUGUUUAUGGUAAUGAUAUGGUUCCUAGGUUGCCUUAUGAUGACAAAGCCUUGAUGUUCAAGCACUUUGGGACAUGCCUCUAUUAUAAUAGGCACUAUGAAGUGAAGGUUGUGGACCAGGAACCUAAUAAGAACUACUUCUCCCCAUUGGGGGCAAUACCAAUGAUAAUAAAUGCAUUUUUCGAGCUAAUUAGAAGCUUCACCAUUGCAAAAACAAAGGGGCCAGAUUAUAAAGAAGGGAUUUUUCUCAGAAUUUUCAGGAUAAUUGGCUUGGUAUUUCCUGGGAUUCCAGCUCAUAGCACUCAAGAUUAUGUGAAUGCGACCAGGUUGGGGUCCUCGGACGUCUUCCUCCUACCAAAACACACAUCAUCCCAUGAAGAUGUAUCAAGCUUACAAGUUUGAGCAUGACACAGGAAUUGUAUGAUUUGGGUUUGGUUGACGACAUAAUAGUUUUUCUAUGCUUGAUAUACAUGUAUUAAUUUGUCAACCCUUUCUUCGUGGUACCACUCAGGGCCGGUCCUGAGGGCUACCGCCUGAGGCAACCGUCUCAGGCCACCAGUUUCCAGAGGGCCUCGGUGCUUUAAUUCUGUAUAUAUGUUAUGUUAUGUAAAGUGUAUAUAUUCUGUUUGCCACCAAAAAUAGGGGGAACAUGUUGCUCCAGCGAUAGAGUUGUUGGUUUGUGUUAGAACCAACCAAGGAGUUUAUGGGUUUGUUGUUAGCAACGAGAGGGAAGACGAAGUUUGGAAUUAGAUUGAGGAAAGCAGAAGAGUACUUUCUUUGGCGAUUUUGUUUUGUUGGCGAUUUCGGGUUUGGUGGAAGCUCAGGUCAAAAAGGUGUUGGGUUAUUGACGCGAUCUUCUCUCUCUCUUUUUCUCUUCGUUUUUGGCUGGGCUCUUCGCAUCUAGAGGUGGAGGGUGAUUUUGGAAGAAAUGGAAGAGAAAUUCACAGCUAAAGACUAAGGGAUGGGUUGCAUCAUUCUUUUUUUUGUGGAGAAAUAUAUUUGUUGGAGGCUUUACAGAGAAUACGACCUUGGGUUUCACCUUCUAUUAUUAUUGUUGCUGCAACUGAUUUAUCUGUUGUAAAACUGGUCUGCAAGGUCUGAAGAAAAGGAAAGGCUUGGAUCUGCCAAUCAAGUGCAGGACAAACUUUCUUGAGUGAUCUUCAUAGCUCAAGCUUCUUCUUUUUUCAUGUGGUACGGUGGGACAUUUUGAUUGCUUGCUCCAAUGGAUACUGGAAUUACAGGCAUCAGGGGUGGAUUUUUUUUCCUGAUUCUAGGUUCUUCCUGAAGAAAAUUAUGUAAUUCCAACACAGAUUACAUUCCGGAUAUCUUCAGACCAAAAAAUCACUCUUUUGAACUUUUCCUCAAUCACUAUUAUUGAAGUGAGAAGCAUUGCAUGAUUGUCGAUUUGUACGGGAAUUCAGUCAACUGAUCCUCCCAGGAAGUGAAUGGAAAAAAAUUCACUGAAUGGAUUUAUUUAGAAAACCACGGUGACGUAUACAAGAGAACUUUGGACGCUUCUUCUCAGUGCGUAAAACAAUGCCAGUAGUGUCCCUCAAUAGUUCUUGGAUGCCAAACAAGAAGCAUGAAAAAAGAAGUGACAGAGAAGCCAGUAUUGAAUCAGCAACAUCAUCAACA